Molecule: messenger RNA, 1237 nt
Organism: Cucurbitaria berberidis CBS 394.84
Lineage: Eukaryota; Fungi; Ascomycota; Dothideomycetes; Pleosporales; Cucurbitariaceae
Product: alpha/beta-hydrolase
Exons: 1
Coding region: 183-1127 (314 amino acids)
Source: RefSeq, a predicted model, not a curated record
CGCUAGAACCCUGUAAGAUAUAGUUUAGAAUUGCUUAUAAAUCUCUAUACGCACAAAUGCCGUGGUCCACAAAGUGCUACUCUUCGCAAUCGUGGAGGGCCUUACUCCCGUCUAACAUAUAUAUAACACAGUUCCCUCAUUAGAACUUCCACAAGGCUUACUAUAAACUCCACAACUCCACAAUGUCCUCUCCAGACCCCACCCUCGUCAACAUCGGCACCCACUCCCUCGCCCUCUACGCCCACGGCCCAGAACCCAGCAGCUCUCAAGACCCCGUCGUCCUAUUCGUCUGUGGCAUAGCAAGCAGCAGCCUCGUCUGGGCCGCCGUAAGGCGACUCCUCCCCGCCUUGCUACGCAGCUACACGUACGACCGCUCGGGCUGUGGCAACUCGGAGGCCUCCCCCCUCACGCCCACAGCCGAGAACAUCGCUCUGGAACUCUCCCUUUUGAUCGAAAAAGCGCCUAUUAAGAACCCCUUAAUAAUCGUCGGGCAUUCCUGGGCCGGCGUGCUCGUCCGCGAAUUCAUCGCUCGCACGGGCAACGGCGCGCAAAUCGCUGGCCUGGUGUUUGUCGAUGCUAAUCAGGAGACGAGUCUGCAAGUGCUCAACGUGCUGGAUGAAAAUCUCGCAGCCAUGUCUGCGGGCGUCGAUUGGCUGUCUGCUCAAGGGCUUAGAGCAGAACACAGAUUGACGCCGCAAGAGUGGGAUGCGUUUCUCCGUGACGAAGCCACAGAGAAGUUCAAGGUACAAGCGGACAGGGAGGAAGAUGAGUACGAAGCGAGUUUCCCCACGCUGCGCAGCAAGCAACUAGGGAAAAGACAACCGCCGGUCUUGGGAGAUAAGCCGGUUUAUGUUAUUGGGGGUAUGCGGAGUCGGGAUUGGAGUGGGUUGUAUCGGGCGGGUGUUGAGAGGGGGAAUGGCACGGAGGAGCAGAGGAAGUGUGCUAGAGAGAUGAUUAGCUCGGCUGAUGAGAAGAGCAAGGGGCUCAUGGAGGGGCAUCUGAAACUUUCUACAAAAGGGAAGCUGGUGUUUGCGCGUGAGAGUGGGCAUUUUGUUCAGUUGACGCAGCCGGAUUUGGUUGUUGAUGGAGUGAAUUGGGUCUUGGAUGAAAUACAAACGUCUUCUUAGUCGCAGAAACUAAAUGCUUUAUGUGAACCACGGAAAGAAGUACGUAGUCCUAGAUGAACAGCUUGCUUGCAGUUUAGGUAGUUAAAGAAUAGAUAGUCACGCCGCUGUUA